UCCCGAGAUUCAGUUGACCUGCGUCCUUUUGCAUUCAUUCCACUUUGCGGACUCACUCCUGCGUUUUUCAAGCAAUUCCCACUUAAAUUCCCCGCCAUCAGCUCUUCACCGCAUUUUUUGGCGGUAAGGAGUAGCUCAGAGUAUCCAUCUACUUUUAUCCUUUCACAAGCCAAAAGUUUUCACUUCUUUUUAUAAACCUUCAUAAAUACAGAAUAUCGGGAAACGGAAGCUGGUCUUCUCACGCAAUAUCCUUCAUUACAAUAAUCAAAUUAUACGUUAAAAUGGCUCCCAUGGCGGAAACCGUUACCAUUAUCAAUAAAUCCGGGAAAGUAGUGAGCACUGUAAGUAUUUCUACGAUUUUUCCGAAGUUCUACCUGCUUCCCCUCCAUCGGAUGAUAUUGGAUCAUACAGGAUGUGCUGUGACUAAUAACCACCUUUCAUAGGGAAAACAACUGGUAAACAUCUUCAAAGAUGCAAAAGCCGCAUACCAAGAGAAGAAGACACAAUUAAGAGAAGAACACUAUCAACGAGAAGAAGAGCGAGUACAGAGAGCACGAAGAAGAGCAUACGAAUCUCAGUAUGUAAUUGAAGAUGUUGGAGAGGGAGGAGACGAUGCACAAUCGGUAGCAUCUAGACGAUCUCAUCGAUCCCAUCGUUCACAUUCUUCCCGUCAAGAGCCCCGAUCAAAUUCUCGUCCUCCUCUCGCACUCAACAAUCAUGAGGAAUUUCCAGAUUCGCAAAGCAUGGCUAGUGGACGCUCCCACCGUUCUCACCGUUCCCAUCGUUCGCAUACCAGAACUCGUCACGAGUUGAAUUUCGAUGAUUUGGAAGAGGAGGAUGACAUGCAAAGUCUAGCGAGUAAACGGUCACAUCGUUCUCAUCGAUCGAAACGAAGUCACUCCGUUCAUGGUUCUAAAGCUCCCACCCAACACGAGUCCGCAGAAACUCACCACGAAGAUCCAGAAGAGAGCCUUUAUGAUCCUCCUCUCGCCACGUAUAAACAACCAUUUGCCGGGACGGAAAUGACUCUAGUGAGAAGAAAUACGGACAUGCAAACUCCUCCUAUGCCAGGCCAUCUCGUGAGAAGAGAAACAGCUCCUCCAUCCUGUCAGGGUGGCCAAUUAGUCCCUCAUCCGAAAACCGUACCGGAUCUUCAAGACGACGGAAUCGACAUGGAUUUAGCGUAUGGAGAUCUACCCCCUCAUCUAGAAUCUGACCAUGAACCCGAAUAUGAACAACCCCUCGUUCCACAACAACUCCCAGCAGAACUCGAUGAAACAAUGAGUAAACUAGACAGUCUUCUCAUCGAAGCGCAAUGUCUUCAUCACACUGCUACAGGCAUAAUGUCAAAUUUGCAAGCCAACCCCGAAGCCAUGGCUGCCGUAGCCCUGACCCUCGCAGAACUUUCUGCACUUCUAACCAAAAUGUCUCCCUCCAUACUUCCCAUGCUCAAAGCCAGUUCUCCAGCUAUUUUCGCCCUCCUCGCCUCUCCCCAAUUCCUCAUCGCCGGAGGUGUGGCCCUAGGUGUUACAAUCGUAAUGUUCAACGGCUACAAAAUCAUCAAGAAGCUCCAAGCCACUCCCGAAAAGACAUUGGAAGCUCCAAUGGCCAUGCAAGCUUUACCCGCUACUCCCGGCUACCCCGAAACACCCGGAUUCAUGGAACCCAAAGAUAUGCAACACGAAUACGAAGAAGCGCUGCCAUGUGAAGCGUACGAGAAGGAAUUAAGCAGUAUUGAUAUCUGGCGUCGAGGGAUCGUGGAUGCAGAAGUGGAAAGUGUAGGUACAAGUGUUGAUGGUGAAUACAUUACACCUACAGCUGCACGACAGAAGGAAAGUCGAAAUGCAGAGCGAAUUCGUCAGCGAGCUGCUGAGGAGAGAAUUGAUGAGGAUGAUGAGGAAUCGAGAGGGAUCUUGAGUCGCUUCACUAGUAAACCUCGACGAUCAAAAACUCUUCCUGUCAGAAGUAGUGGGUCUCAAUUUGAACCUUCGCCUGCUAAAGGGAAGGAUGAUUUGGAAUCUACCCGUACUUCUCGUGAGAAGACCUCCAAGUCAAGCAAGACUUCUAAGAGUCAUAGGUCAAGUCACUCAAAGAAGGAUGAUGAGAAUGCAUCGACGGCUUCAGGACGAGGGGAAAGAACAGAACGAGUAGAAAAAGAAGAAAAAGAAUCCAAAGAAAAGAAAAAGAAGACUCCUCUGAGUAUUUUUAGAAGCAAGACGGAAAAGAGUAGUAGUCAUAAGGGAAAGGAGAAGGAGGGAAAGAAGAUGGGUCAUCAUCCGCUUUUACUUGAGGUUUAAGUUGAGAUUUUCUCAUCUUGAGCUUUUUUGUUGCGUGGCUUUGUGGUAGGCUGUCAGAUGGUGUCUACUUACUACAAACUUCUAUUCUUCUUCUGGGUGAAAUAUCUUACAUCUUAGGCAUGGCUUUACUUGCUUCACUUCACUUCACUCUUUUUUUUUCUUUUCUUUUUUGCUUUCUUUCUACCUCAUUUAGCGAUUAGCAUUUAGGUUUGGGGGAAAGGAGUGAUUUUCUUUCUCAUCUCUCUUUACAUCUCAUUUCAUCUCGUCUCUCAUUUCAAACCACCUCAGAUUGGCGCGGAGACAACCCAACUCAGAUCAGAGAUCAAAGGGGAGGAAAGCUUUACGAUU
Messenger RNA from Sclerotinia trifoliorum, 2645 nucleotides. Lineage: Eukaryota; Fungi; Ascomycota; Leotiomycetes; Helotiales; Sclerotiniaceae. The record is from the annotation of a GenBank genome assembly.